Messenger RNA from Adineta ricciae, 393 nucleotides. The record is from the annotation of a GenBank genome assembly. Lineage: Eukaryota; Metazoa; Rotifera; Eurotatoria; Adinetida; Adinetidae.
AUGGAAAAUGAUGUCAGAACAAGUGAAUUUUGUACUACAUUGCUCUUCCUUGCAAUACGAUGUGUUGAAAUGAAAUUACUCAUUAAAAAGGUAAUCAAAUACAAGCACUACAUAAUGGUGUCACGCGGUGGUAACGAAUCCAAUCUAUACAGACUUCGUCCUGAGCAGUUGUUUGAACUCCAAACAGCAUUUCAUCAAAUCGAUUCGAAUCAUAAUGGUUAUAUAACCGGUGAUGAGAUGCGCGAGUGUCUUCAGCGUUUUCGUAUUGGAUACACUGAUGCGGAUAUUCAACGUGUCUUAUCUCAGAUGGAUUUCAACCGAGAUGGACGAGUCAGUUACGACGAAUAUAUGACUUUCAUGGCAAGAGUUUAUCGAGGUGAAAUUACUUAUUAA